This is a messenger RNA of Dicrocoelium dendriticum, 2286 nucleotides long. The record is from the annotation of a GenBank genome assembly. Lineage: Eukaryota; Metazoa; Platyhelminthes; Trematoda; Plagiorchiida; Dicrocoeliidae.
UGCAGAUCACAGAUGUCUGCCUUAGAUCGGAAACUGGAACUCGAGCGUAAAAAGGCCAAACUCGCUGCGCUAAGAGCACAAAAGCGAGACCUAGCUAAGGGUGACAGCGCACUGAAUGGAGCGCAAAGCGCAUUAUCUUCAUCUGACCACGUCACGAACAAUUUCCAUCUGGACCCAGAUGAAUUCCUCCGUACUUUAGGGAUUUCGGUACCUGAGUCAUCACCAAAUGGCACAGCUGAUCACCUGACCUCCUCAAAAAGUGCCUCAGACUUAGUGAAUCAUACACGGGCCGCUAGUCCAUUUCGACGGCCAAAGCUCGGUAUGGCUCCGAUCAAGGAGAUCAAUGUGCCUCCCAAAGAUACUAUCUGCUACUCAAAGGAGGUCCAAACUAGGGAGCAAGUUGUUGCGCAAAAUUUUCACGCUGUUUUGCACAGUAGUAAGCGUCUAAUGCGUCCAGAUGGGUAUUCGAUAACAGAUUCUCCUCGGGAUUUGCUAGGGUCCCCACGUUUCAUUGCCAACUUGGAAUGGGAUGAUGAAUUUUCCACAGGGAUGUCGUUUGAGGAAUCAGUUGUGGACGCCAUGAAUCGCAUAACCGGCAUGGAACCGAUCAAACCCCCGACGCUUCUACAACACGAGGAACCCAAGCUCAUAAAAGCGCGGGUAAUGGAGGAGGAUGAAAGUGUGCGCGUGCUUCAGAGUGACAGAUUCUGUGAAUUUUUCGAUCGCGCUUCUCGCCUAUUGGAACGAGCCUUGGACGAUCAGACAGACGUCUUUGUGGACUACACCGGGGCCGAGCGCGACGCAUUGGGAGCCUCUCAACGACAUCAGUUGCUCCGUUUCGGUCGCGAUUUUUACGACGAGAGGUGGUCCAGGCGUCGUUGCGUCACUGCAUUGGACUGGUCUCCCACCUUUCCCGAACUGCUACUGGGAGCCUAUCAUUCCAAUGAAGAUGCGCCCCACGAACCGCACGGAGUGUGCUUAAUUUGGAAUUUAAAAUUUCAGAAAACUAGUCCGGAGUAUAUCUUUCAUUGCCAAUCUCCUCUCACCUCUGCGACACUGGCCUCGUUUCAUCCCAAUUUGGUGAUCGGUGGCACGUACUCCGGACAGAUUGUCCUUUGGGAUAACCGAUGCGCCAAACGCACUCCUGUCCAGCGAACGGCUCUGCUGGCCACAGCACACACUCACCCGGUGCAUGCGGUCCAAGUGCUCGGGACCUUGAACGCACACAAUCUCAUCAGCGUGAGCUCCGAUGGAAAGAUGUGCUCAUGGAGCCUGGAUAUGCUUAGUCAGCCGCAACAAUCGAUGGAGCUAACCUAUCGACAGACAAGACCGGUUCCCACCAGUUGUUUAAGCUUUUUCCGUGGUAAUGUGAACGAUUUUCUGGUCGGCUCAGAGGAUGGACGAAUCUACACCGGCUCGCGACAUGGCAGCCAAACUGGAGUCAUUGACUCCAUGGAGGGCCACCAAGCCCCGAUUACUUCGGUCAAAACACACACAACUGAUGGGCCUGUUGAUUUCUCCUCUCUUUUCGUCACCACUUCAUUCGACUGGACGGUGAAGUUGUGGUCCACCAAAAGUCAAAGACCGAUCUACUCAUUUGAUGAGACAUCUGACAUAGUACUAGACGCAGACUGGUCGCCAUUGCAUCCGGCCAUGUUCUCUGUGGUCGACUGUUCAGGAAAGUUGGAUCUAUGGAAUUUGACCGAGGAUUCCGAAGUUCCAGCGGCCCGAGUCGUGGUCAGUCAAUUUGCUGUGAACAAGUGUCGGUUCCAUUCCUCUGGCUUGCACAUCGCUGCGGGUGAUCGAGCUGGACGCAUCCACGUUUACGAGCUCAAUGAGAGCAUGGUGACUCCGCAUGCGGACGAUUGGUCAUUGUUUGCCCACACGGUGGAGGAAUUGCGCCAGCUUUCUGUCGAACGUAGCGAACGUGAUAGCACUGCUCCCCUUGGCAUUCUGGGAACUCGCUCAUCUCCAGUCACGGCAUCGUAGUAGCCGUCGUUUGCAAACAGCGCAGUCCCCUUAUCGACAACUGCCAGCCUCCCAUCGUAAUCCCAUGUGCAUACACCUACCCAUAACCCACAUAUGUUACCAACGCACAUUCAGCUAUGCAUCGGAGCCAUUUAACUUUCCCUUCACAGCCUUCUUUCAGUGGUGCCAAAGGUUGAGAUUGUCUCCUGUUUUUGACAACUUCCUCACUGCAUGCCACCGACGGGCACUGUAUUAUGCAUAAAUUUCACUCUUCUCAUGUGCUUGAGUUUUGUACUCAGUAUUUACCGCUCAUCGUCA